Messenger RNA from Pseudovirgaria hyperparasitica, 1880 nucleotides. RefSeq names its product 4-coumarate-CoA ligase. NCBI's taxonomy places the organism in Eukaryota, Fungi, Ascomycota, Dothideomycetes, Acrospermales, Acrospermaceae. The transcript has 2 exons. The record is from RefSeq and is a predicted model, not a curated record. Gene Ontology annotation, molecular function: CoA-ligase activity. The coding region runs from base 145 to 1812 and encodes 555 amino acids. Gene Ontology annotation, biological process: secondary metabolic process.
CGUUCAUCCAAAGCUAACGGCUAAUGUUGACCGAGGAUUACCAUGAUGCAGCCAGCAGAGCAUCAUACUCUCGUUCUGAUACGUAAGAAUCACCAGCAGUCUGAUAGUUGUGAUUGAAUGAGUUGUGGUCAACAAUUGCCCACCAUGCCCCAGCACUCCCCAUUCAAGAUCGAGAUCCCCGCAAAAGACAUCCUAAGUUAUCUAUUCCCAGAGAACAAAGAAUCUUCAGACCAGCCAAUAUGGAUAGAUGCUGCUGAGCCAGAUAGAAGUCUGUCUCCCAAGCAGCUAUUGCAAUGGUCCAAGCGACUUGGAGUGGGCCUACAGAAGCUGGGAAUGCACGAGGGUGAUGUUGUUAUGACCUUCGCAACCAACCAUAUAUUUGUCCCUGUAGCGUAUCUGGGUGUAUCUGCUAGUGGGUGUAUAUUUUCAGGAUGUAAUCCAGCUUAUAGUGUCUCGGAGAUCGUGUAUCAAGUCGAGAAUACAGGCGCGAAGGUCAUUCUCGUGGAUCCGGCCUUACUUGGUUCCGCUCUACCAGCAAUUGAUAAAGCUAGAUUUCCACGAGACAAAGUCUUCCUGUUCAAUGACGUCGAAUGUCAAACUACUCAGGGUAUUCGGGAUUGGAGAUCCAUGAUUGGAUCUCCCGACGAAGCAAAGCACUGGACCUGGAGAGCCAUCAAUGGCGACGCAUGCGCAACAACAACUGCAGUCAUUAACUACUCUUCGGGUACUACUGGUCUCCCUAAAGGUGUGAUGAUUUCCCAUCAAAAUGUUAUCGCAAAUAUCGAGCAAUCAAUAUACAUGCGAGACCUCGAACAAGAUUAUACGCCCAAGACCAAACCCACAGAGCGCUGGCUAGGCUUCCUCCCGCUAUAUCAUGCUUAUGGCCAGCUAUGGUCCAUUGGCGCCGCCUGUAAAUUGCUCACGCCUUGUUUCUUCAUGCGGACUUUCUCCUUCUCUUCAUUUCUAUGCCACAUCCAGACUCACCGUAUAACGCACAUCCAGACCGCGCCCCCUGUCCUUGUCAUGCUCGCAAAACGCCCCGAAACCGUAUCCUACGACAUAUCCUCCCUCGUGAACAUCCUCUGUGGCGCAGCCCCGCUCUCUGCCGAACUCCAGAACGAAGUCUCAACGAAAUGUAACGUUCAAGUCGUGCAGACGUGGGGUAUGACAGAGCUCACAUGCUCCAUGCUCCACGUGCCUGGCGGUCUAGACGACCGCAGCGGCAGUGUCGGCCACAUCGACCCGAACGCGUCCGUGAAGUUGAUUUCUGAUGAUGGUCGCGAAGUCGGCGUGGGUGAGCGUGGCGAAGUACUUGUCAAAGGCCCGAACGUGUGUCUGGGCUACUGGCGCAAUGCGCAAGCAACACGAGAACUAUUUGAUGAUGAUGGCUACAUGCGCACUGGCGAUGUUGCCGUACGCAAUGAACGCGGCUGGUACUGGAUCGUCGACCGCAAGAAAGAACUUAUCAAGGUCAAGGGCUUUCAAGUUGCUCCUGCAGAGCUCGAGGCUCUACUGCUUGAACACCCUGAUGUCGCAGACGCUGCUGUGUGCGCGUUGCAACUUGAUCACGAGGAGCUGCCGCGUGGGUAUCUUGUUUUACAAGAGAAUGUGAAGGGCAGGAUGACAGAGGAGGACAUACAUACAUGGCUCAAUCAGAGGGUUGCAAAGCACAAGCGCCUCUUGGGUGGAAUCCAGUUUAUUAAUGAAGUGCCAAAGAGUCCGAGUGGGAAGAUACAACGGAAGGUGUUGAAGGAAUGGGCCGCGAAGGAUGCGCAUGAUUUCGUGAGGACGAGAGCAAGGGCAAAGCUUUGAGUCCGCACUGCAUAUAGAACAAAAGCUGUAAUUACCGAAGUAAAACAGUGAGAUAAAAGUUUCGCCUC